Acaulospora morrowiae is the source of this 369-nucleotide messenger RNA. The record is from the annotation of a GenBank genome assembly. NCBI's taxonomy places the organism in Eukaryota, Fungi, Glomeromycota, Glomeromycetes, Diversisporales, Acaulosporaceae.
AUGGCUGAAGAGAUUAAAACCUAUACUCCAACUGGUCGUAUUCGAAAGCCUGCUUAUAAUUUGAUUGCUCAAUGGAUCAAAGAUGCAUGGGAUGCUAUUGAUUCUUCUUUAAUUCAACGUUCUUUUCAAUGUUGUGGAAUUUCUAAUGCACGAGAUGGUAGUGAAGAACAUCUUAUAUUCGAUUAUAAUUAUGUUACAAAAAAUAACACCAACAGUAAUAAUAAUCAUGUUUAUUUGAGUAACGAAGGUUUAGAUGUAAAAGUUGAAAGUAUAGAAACGUACUUAGAAGAAAAAAAUAUUAGUGUUAGAGAAUGCGAAGAUGAUUACUAUGAUAAUCAUGAGUUGAAUUAUGUAAAUAAUUGGAAUUAG